Messenger RNA from Durusdinium trenchii, 2561 nucleotides. The record is from the annotation of a GenBank genome assembly. Lineage: Eukaryota; Dinophyceae; Suessiales; Symbiodiniaceae.
GCAAGAGCUGCUCUCAUCGGAACUCUACAUGGUGCCAGCAGGCGCCUCGAUCACGGCGCUGCUGCAGCUGGAGGAGGCCGCCCUGCUGCGGCUGGUGGCGGAGCCCGCCGACAUCUUGGCACCCAGGCUCUUGGUGGAGCUGCAGCAAGGCUCCAGCACGAUCUCCUCGAACAGUGCCACGGGCGCCGGUUUCGUCUCGGAGCUCCAAGCAGGCAUCUAUCAGAUGGUCUUCCGCAGUACCGACCAGGCAGCUGCUGAUGCGAUCCCCUUCUUCGUGACCUGGGGUCUUGCUCGCUCCGGCGCUGGAAACGUGCUUGGCAACGCGGUGUGCGAUGGUGUGGCAAGGAUGAUGGACCUUGGGGCCGACAGCAAGUCCGGUGGAUCCAGCUGGCAGUGGAAGCGGCAACUGAACCUCCGAGCGCUGCCCAGUUCGCUGAAGUUGCCCUUGCUCGUGCCACGGCCAUCGGUGGCCACCAUUGGGAGUUGGUCUUCCUUCGUGCACCACUACGUUCGUGUGGCGCUGGUCACCGAAGAGGGCUUGUGGGUGGGGGAACAGCGCGGCAGGCGGAGCUCUUUGGAGAUCGAGCUGCCUGCAGGGAAUUACCAGAUGAUCCUCGAGGAAAUGAUGCCCUUGUCACCGGCACCGGCGGGGUGUAUGGCGAUGGGUGUGGCGGUCUCGCUGGUUCCCUUCUCCGUGAUUGAGAGACCGGCCACCACUGGAGCAACGCCGUCACUGCCCUCCGCGCCCUCCUUCCUGGGCGCGGCCCUGGGCCUCGGCGCUGCGUGCGAUGCGCUGGGAGCAAAGCCACUGCCGCUGGACGCGAUCAGCUCGACGGGUGGCUCCGCGGUCUAUGGUGGUCCGGUGGACGAUGGACGGCUGCUGAUGCGCGAGCGCGUGAUGCUGACGGACAUCCACGAUGGCCGCAAGAAGGUCUUCCUGCGCUUGCCCGCCGCCGCCAUGCUCAGGGUGGCCGUCGUGUCGGGAGAUGCAGAGGCGACUGAGGUGGUCCUUGAGGAUGGCAACCACCAGCCCAUCGCGCCGGCUGAGUCACACAUCAUGGGCGUGGGCCAAGCCGCCAGCUACAUCUUAGAGGCUGGAGGGGCUUUGUGGCUCUCCUUUCAUCGGGAGCAUCGGGUGGCCGCCAGCGCAGGCUGCGCGUCCUUCGACCUCCUCGUGCAGUCCGCGCCCAUGCAGGACCUCGUUGCCAUGUCCUCCUGCGGCAGCGAUCGCCGCGAGCUGCGCGACCUCGUGGAGCAGCUCCACGCCGUCGGCGACAGCGCCGUGGCCUCCGCCGAGGGCCGCGUCGUCGUGGGCGGCGGCGCCGCGGCGACGCUGGCGCUGCAACUGGCGGAGGAGACGCUGGUGGAGGUGGAGGUGCAAUUCAACUUCCUGCUCUCCAAUGUUCACCUGUGGCUACAGACGCCCGGCGCUGGCCGCUCCCGUGCGGUGCGCGCCCCCCGCGUGCGUGCGCUGGGUCUGGCCUCGGCGGUGCGGAACGCGCGAGCAGUGCUGCGGCUGCGGCUCCAUCCAGGCGAACAUGUGGUGAACUUCCGCCAUGACCCCGCCUUUCCGAAAGAUGCCGGGCCGAUCAAGCUGGUGGUUGCCGGCGGGCAAUGCGCUCCACUCGCAUUGAAGCUGCGCCGGCUGCGGCUGCCCAACGCGCGACCGGUGGCCACAGCCCCCAUGGCCCCAUUGGCGGCUGGCAGCGACCUGGUGCUCCGCUUUGCCCUGGGCCACUCCACCAGCCGCGACGGCACCGAAGAGGCCCUAGACGCCGAGCUGGGCACAGCGCAGUUCCCAGUGCGGCCGAAAGCGUCCUCUGCGGUGGGAGGCAACGGUGGCUUCGUCACCGUGGCGUGGCCUUCAGAUGUCCUGGAGCAAGUGAGCCAAAACAGCGGUGCCGGACACCCGGUGCAGGUGCAAGAUGGUGCCAGCCGCAUCUGGGCACUUCCGCUGCAUUUCUCCGGAGGCAACGGCGAGAUCUGGGUGGCGCUGUACCGUGGAAAGUCCGGCAAGCCUUGGGCUGGUGGGACGGCGCCUCCGGUGUCAGCCCCCCCCGGUGCUUUGGCCAGCAGACGACCGGGAAAAGGCUGCAACAGCGUUGGUGGGGCUGGGCCAGACCAUGCCUUCAACCCCGCAGCUGGCGGUGUCCGCGCCAGCCCCCGCGGCCGGCUUCGUCUCCACACGGAUGCUCUCGUGGUUCGUGGUGCUCGGACUCAUCGUCUUCUACUACUUGCACUCCCGGCCCUGGCAGCUGUUGGCGCUGAUGCGCCGGGUGCAGGAGCUGGGCCUCUUCACGCGCUCCGAGCACGUGGGCGGCUUCGCGAGCUUCGAGGCCUCCUCUGAGAUGACCAACCCUUGGUCGUGGCCUGCAGGGACACCUUCUGUGAUCGGCACUUCAGGUGCCACAGCGCGCCCGGCGCGGAUGUACGGCACGUUGGACUACUGAUCCCUGUCGAAGAAGGAGGAUGCGGGCAUGCAGCAGCGUCCCGCCGCAUGCCGCAUGCCGAGCUGAGUUGCCCACAAGCAAAGUCGGUGAGCGUGACUUAUGGAUCAACCU